UGCUUUAUUAGCUGGGAGUGGUGGAGAAAAGCCAGGCAGGAAGAGGCAGUAAUAAGUAACAUUUUUAACUUCUCCCACAUCAGAGCUGCCAAACCACUGCUUUCAGGCAAGAGGAAAAGAGCAGAGGGGGCUGGAAAGAGGAUCCUGUCCCCACAACGCACCCACCCCCCACUGCCUGCUGCUUUCAACAUGCACCGGCCUCCUUGAGGGAGGCUUCAACUAAGGCUACAUCUCAGACUCAAUCUGGGGAAACUCUCUUCCGAGUCAUCUGGAAAAUCGGAGGGGUGUGGGGUUGUGUUACGCUGUGGCCGGAAAAGAGACCCAUGAAUCCAUCUCAGGCGAAGCCUCUGAAUCCCAUGAGGAGCUGCCCAGAAAACCCACUUCCGACUUUGGUUUCAAAGAAAGAUCCCCCAUCCGAGGAAGUGUUCGCCAAGGCCUGCUGAGAGUAGGAUAUUCCCAGGAUAUAGCAAGCGGCCAAGAUCUGCUUCGUUCCACCUACAAAGACCCCUUGGGCAAAAUGCUGCAAGACGCUUCUGUGGGCCUUUUGUUGGCAAGCGUGAGUCUCCUGACAAGCGUUGUCUCUGGUGAGUUGAUGUGUGUUUGUGAUGAGACAGCACCCUACUGUGAAGAAAACCUUACUUGUUCCGGGAUGCUCUGUUUUGUAAGCAAGCAUCAGCAGGAUGGGGAAACUAUCCUAAGGAAAGGAUGCCUGGCAACUGAGUAUGAGCUAUGCAAAGGCUCCAUCCAAGAAAACUAUGGCAUGAAGUGCUGCGGUUCCAAUAUGUGCAAUUUUAAUCUUUCCAUCAUGCUGAAAGAUAAAGAAGAGCCAGGCCUGCCCCUUAAGAAUCUUCUCCUGAUGAUCCUGGUUCCGUUAUUUGUUAUUGUUCUCCUUGGUGUGUUGGUGGGACUCUUUUUAUGGAAAAGCCGGAAGAGACAAAUCCAGUUUGGUCACAAUGAACUAGGGGAUAUGGACUUCAUCCUGAAGGCAUCCAUGACUGGUGACAGUACCUUAGAAGACUUGUUGGAUGAUGACUGCACCACCGGGAGUGGCUCUGGGCUGCCCUUCCUUGUCCAAAGAACUGUGGCUCGGCAGAUCACCCUGGUUGAGUGUGUUGGCAAAGGACGCUAUGGGGAAGUUUGGCGUGGUACAUGGCAUGGAGAGAACGUGGCUGUCAAGAUCUUCUCUUCCCGGGAUGAACAGUCUUGGUUCCGUGAGACAGAGAUCUACAAUACAGUGCUGCUGAGGCAUGACAACAUCUUAGGAUUCAUUGCUUCUGACAUGACAUCCAGGAACUCCAGCACCCAGCUGUGGCUGAUCACCCACUACCAUGAGCAUGGCUCCCUCUAUGACUACCUGCAGUGCACCUCACUGGAUGUAGAAACUUGUUUGCAGUUGGCUGCCUCUGUCAUCUGUGGGCUUGUUCACCUGCACGUGGAGAUUUUUGGUACCCAGGGCAAGCCAGCCAUUGCUCACCGUGACCUGAAAAGCAGGAACAUCUUGGUGAAAAACAACAAACAAUGCUGCAUUGCUGAUCUGGGCCUGGCCGUCAUGCAUUCCCAGCAUAGUGACCUCUUGGACAUUGGGAACAACCCACGGGUGGGCACCAAGCGCUACAUGGCACCGGAGGUCUUAGAUGAACAGAUUCGCAUGGACUGCUUUGAAUCCUUCAAACGGACUGACAUCUGGGCCUAUGGCCUCGUCCUCUGGGAGAUCGCCCGGAGAACAGUCGUAAACGGGGUUGUAGAAGAUUACCGGCCUCCCUUCUUCGACCUGGUGCCCUCCGAUCCCAGCUUUGAAGAUAUGAAGAAGGUGGUUUGCAUUGACCAGCAGACUCCCACCAUCCCAAACCGGCUCUACUCGGAUCCAACUUUGUCUGCCCUGACUAAGAUCAUGAAAGAAUGCUGGUUCCAGAGCCCCUCAGCCAGACUUACAGCUUUGAGGAUUAAAAAGACACUGAAAAAGCUCAGCACCUCCUUUGACAAACCCAAACAGCCUUCCUUACAGCGAGACCAGCCCAGGGACCAGAGAUCAAAUGUCUGAUUUGUUGGCUGGGCAAGAAAGUUCAAGGUCACCCCCCUCCCCACCCCCACCCUGCAUUUGCAGCCUCUCUCUGGUCCUCCUGGCCUCUGUCAGUGGUUGCUGCUGCAAACCUUGUUUGAAAUCUAGCCAAGGGGAUUUGGGCUAGAGCCCCCAUGGCUGGGAUUGAUCCUUUGCAAGGAAAUUUCACGGAACAGAUGACGGCUUUGGGCCUCCUUAAUUUGUUUUCUCUAGCAACAAAAGGGAGGGGACAACACCCACCUCUCUCCCAGAACAUACAUUAAUAGAAAUACCCCCUGGAUCCGUAACCUGACGCCAGCUCGUCUCGCCACAUAUGCCUGGAAAAAAAAAAGAGGGAGGGAUCGUGCUUGGAAACAGCGCAGCUGCUCUGCCUAAAGGGGUGCUGCUGUGGAAACACCAAUUAAGGGUCAUUCAUAAGCUAGUUUUUAGAUUGGGUCUGGAGGAUCUGCUUGUGUGAGUUUCGUAUUGCACAGAGCAUGUGGGAUAUCGAAGAGAGCGAGAAAGCCUACUCAGAGGUAUUUCCUUGCCAAAAGAGGGCCAGAUUCACAUGCACAUGGAUAGGAGUGGUUCCUGCAGGGGAAUUUGUGAGCAGAAUGCAGACAUCACCACUGUUUGCACGUACGUGUGUGUGUGUGUGUGUGUGCAU
Molecule: messenger RNA, 2705 nt
Organism: Pogona vitticeps (central bearded dragon)
Lineage: Eukaryota; Metazoa; Chordata; Lepidosauria; Squamata; Agamidae
Gene: ACVRL1
Product: activin A receptor like type 1
Biological process (GO): cellular response to growth factor stimulus; angiogenesis; heart development
Cellular component (GO): plasma membrane; BMP receptor complex
Molecular function (GO): ATP binding; transmembrane receptor protein serine/threonine kinase activity
Source: RefSeq, a predicted model, not a curated record